CUUAUAGGAAGCGUGAAUGAUGAUCCUUGUGCAGAUCAAUGUAUAUGUAAGGAACAUGUGGAAGGAGAGAACUGUGACAGAUGUAAGUCUGGAUUCUACAAUCUACAAGAGAGGAAUCCAGAGGGCUGCACUGAAUGUUUCUGCUUUGGUGUUUCUGAUGUCUGUGAUGAACUCUUUUGGCAUACCACUCAGAUGUCUGAUAUCCAUGGUUGGCAUGUCAGUGACUUGCAUGGAUCUGAGAGAAUUUACCCACAACAAGACCUGUUUGAUGGUCCUCAUCAAAUAAGCAUCAAUAACUCUGAGGCCAGGAAGAUAUUUCACUCCAUCUAUUACUGGGAGGC
Messenger RNA from Staurois parvus, 341 nucleotides. Lineage: Eukaryota; Metazoa; Chordata; Amphibia; Anura; Ranidae. The record is from the annotation of a GenBank genome assembly.